Macrosiphum euphorbiae (potato aphid) is the source of this 228-nucleotide messenger RNA. The record is from the annotation of a GenBank genome assembly. NCBI's taxonomy places the organism in Eukaryota, Metazoa, Arthropoda, Insecta, Hemiptera, Aphididae.
AUGAUGACUGCAGUUGAAACAGUUGAUUUGAAAGUUCGUGACAAGAGGGGCAAAAAUGUUUCCGCCCUAAUCAAAAUGUUUGAGCCCAACCACGACGACUUGGCGCCGAAACAUGUUUCUGAAUUAAUCAAAUUGUUUGAAGCCAAGCACUACGACCUGGCGCCAAAACGUAGACAAAAUACCGUAGUCGUCACUCGUCAGCGACGGUGGACCUUACGCACCGAGUGA